AUCUCGAAAGCUCGAAACGCCGAAUCGGAAGCAAAUCGCGACUCGCCAUGGCUCCGGGCACGUCUCUCCUCCUCCUCCUCGCCACGCUCCUCGCGGUCGCCCCCCUCUCGCCGGCGGCCGAGCCCGAGGCCUUCGACGUCCGCCGCCACCUCUCCACCGUCACCAGGUACGAUGUCUCCAGAGGGUCCAACAACGCGGUCGCCGCGCCCUCGAUCUCGGACGAGUGCCGCGUGAUCCACCUCAAUCUCGUCGCGAGACAUGGGACUCGUGCUCCUACCAAAAAGAGAGUCAAGGAGCUGGAUAGGUUGGCAGUAAGGUUGGGGGCUCUAGUAAAUGAGGCAAGACAGGGACCUGACAGUGAGGCUGUAAAGGAAAUUCCAUCCUGGAUGAAGGGGUGGGAGUCACCCUGGAAGGGCAAGGUCACAGGGAAAGGGGGUGAGCUGGUUAGCGAAGGCGAGGAGGAGCUCUUCAAUUUCGCUAACAGAGUGAAGGAGAGAUUUCAAGACCUGUUUGAUGAGGAAUAUCACCCCGAGGUGUUCUCGAUAAGAGCAACCCAGGUUCCUCGGGCAUCAGCUAGUGCAGUAGCAUUUGGUUUGGGGCUACUUUCUGGGAAAGGAAAACUUGGGGCAGCCAAAAACCGCGCCUUCUCUGUUCUGAGUGAGAGUCGUGCAAGUGAUAUUUGUCUGCGAUUCUUUGACAGCUGUCAAACAUACAAGGACUACAGGAAAAGAAAAGAGCCCGAUGUUGACAAGCAAAAGGAACCGAUUCUGGAACAAGUCACGUCUGCUUUAGUCAACCGUUAUCGUCUAAAUUUUACAAAACAAGAUGUUUCUUCCCUCUGGUUCCUUUGCAAACAGGAAGCAUCUUUACUGAAUAUUACCAAUCAUGCUUGUCAACUUUUCAGUGAAGCUGAGGUUCAGUCUCUAGAAUGGACAGAUGAUUUGGAGGGUUUUGUGCUUAAAGGUUAUGGUGAGUCGAUAAACUAUAAAAUGGGGUUGCCGUUGCUCAAGGAUGUUGUCCAGUCAAUGGAAGACGCAAUCACAGCUAAAGAAGAAAAUUAUCCUGAUGGUACAUACGAGAAGGCAAGGCUCCGAUUUGCACAUGCAGAAACUCUUGUUCCUUUCACAUGUCUUCUUGGUCUUUUUCUUGAAGGAUCAGAUUUUGAGAAGAUACAGCGGGAGGAACCAUUGGAUCUACCUCCGAUGCCACCACAGAAGAGAAACUGGAAGGGCGGUCUUGUAGCACCUUUUGCUAGUAACAAUAUGUUGGUUUUACACCAAUGCCCUGGCAAAACUGGUGACAACGGGAUAUCCCAGGGUCAAAACAGCUUGUACUUUGUGCAAGUUCUACAUAAUGAAGCUCCAGUUUCAAUGCCAGGCUGUGGCAACAAGGAUUUCUGUCCAUUUGAGGAGUUCAAGGAAAAGAUAGUCCAGCCUCACCUGAAGCACGACUUCGACAUGCUAUGCAAGAUAAAGAAGCCAGAUGCAGCAGAGGAGCCAUCUUCUCUCAGCUCCAAGCUUUACAACUUCUUCGUGGGCCUGUUCUGGCGUAAAAGCUACGUUGCGAAGGCAGAAGAUGUGAAGACGGAGCUGUAGACGCUUUAUUAACUAGCCAACGGAGCAUGCCAUGCCCCGUGCUGCUACAAACGGGACUGACUUGUGGGCAGGCACUAACCUACGGUGUUUUUGUACCUACGUGUGAUGACUGAUGAACUGAUGAAUGAGCCCAUAUCAUACCCCAGGCUUUCACUGAUGUCCUUGCUGUCUCGGAGAAAAUGCUGUAAGCUGAUCAUGUAACAUCUGUCCUAUGCAUAUCUUUCCACAGUUGCAGUAGAAGUUUCCACUGUUGCCGUGC
Messenger RNA from Lolium perenne, 1854 nucleotides. RefSeq lists its product as uncharacterized. Gene Ontology annotation, molecular function: inositol phosphate phosphatase activity; acid phosphatase activity. The record is from RefSeq and is a predicted model, not a curated record. Lineage: Eukaryota; Viridiplantae; Streptophyta; Magnoliopsida; Poales; Poaceae.